This is a messenger RNA of Drosophila rhopaloa, 983 nucleotides long. It is a transcript of the gene Paf-AHalpha, whose product is annotated as platelet-activating factor acetylhydrolase IB subunit beta homolog. The record is from RefSeq and is a predicted model, not a curated record. Bases 202 to 957 code for a protein of 251 amino acids. The transcript has 2 exons. NCBI's taxonomy places the organism in Eukaryota, Metazoa, Arthropoda, Insecta, Diptera, Drosophilidae.
UGGUCACACUAAUCGCGCAUUGCAAAAAUAUGCACAAGUCAAAUCAAGUCCAUAUUCCGCAUAAAAGCCAGUUAACAGAGUAAACAAUAUAACGGCGUCGUUUAUGCAAACAGCUAUUGAUAGUGCUGCCUAUUACCGACCGCAUCGUUGUCCCUGCAAACUGCGUGCCAGAAUAUAUCCACCGGGACGCAGCAGAAGCCAAUGCACUGUGGGUCUGUCCGCCUCAUUCAUCCGCAUGCUGAAUCCGUAUCCAAGCCCCAAUCCGAACACUCCACCAAAAUGAAUCCGUGCGUGCUGCCCACUCCACUGCCCGAUUUGGACGGCGACAAGCGCUGGCACAGCAUACACCGCCGGUUUAUCUCCGACUGCCGUGAGAAGGAUCCGGAUGUCAUAUUUCUGGGCGACUGCAUCUUUGAGACGGUCCAGGAUAGCGAGGCGUGGAAUCAAUACUUUGCACCGCUGCACUGCCUUAAUUUCAGCAUACGUGACGAUUGCACCGAGCACGUCCUGUGGCGCAUCGAGAACGGAGCUCUGGACAACGUAAACCCAAAAAUAGUGGUCCUGCAUGUGGGCACAAACAAUGUGAAGAAUAGUGCCGAGGAAGUUGCCGAAGGCGUUCUCGCAAACGUUUCGAAAAUACGCCAAAAGCUGCCCAACGCAUAUAUUCUUCUUCCCUCACUAUUGCCGCGAGGACAGCAACCCAAUAAGUUGCGCGAAAAGAACUCCAACAUUAACGAAUUGGUCAAUGGGUUGACCAAGGGACAGUAUCGGGUACAGACAGUUGCCAUAGACAAGGGACUGGUGCAGAGCGACGGCAGCAUCAGUCAUCACGAUAUGUUUGACUAUAAGAAUCUUACCAAUGCUGGAGCGAAAAAAAUUCUUGAACCACUCUAUGAUUUGCUUUCUCAAAUUCUAAACGAAAACGAACCUGAAAACGAUCUCACUCCCUCCGAAUAAAGGAAAACCAUUCAGCUAUCAUCAUA